AAAAGUCUAGCCGUCUAGCAACGUUGUGCUGACGCUUCCCGCGCCAUCAAACGGUCUCAAACGGUUUUUUAGUAUGUUUGAUUGUCGCACGUGGUCGGCAUGAAACAACGUUUUUAGGAGCAUGGAAGAAAUACACUCGGCUCAAGUAUUGCCAUCUGCAAGAAAGGAGAAAAAGAAGAAGAAGAAGACUCUUGGAGAUAUCCAAGAAGAAGGGGACUUCAGAAUUGAACCUUCCGAAAAAGAAGGAAAGUUAAAUACUUGCGACUGGCCAAUUCUUCUCAAGAAUUUUGACCGACUCAACAUUCGCACCAACCACUAUGUCCCUCUGCCCCAUGGAAGUUCUCCACUUAAGAGAGAACUGCGGGAGUACAUACGUUCAGGCUUCAUCAACCUGGACAAGCCAUGCAAUCCAUCCUCGCAUGAAGUCGUGGCGUGGAUCAAACGCAUCCUCAAGGUAGAAAAGACUGGCCACAGUGGGACGUUGGACCCCAAGGUGUCCGGCUGCCUCAUCGUAUGCAUUGAGCGUUCCACUCGCCUGGUCAAGUCCCAACAGAGUGCAGGCAAAGAGUAUGUCGGCAUCUUUAAGCUGCAUUCCAACCCACCCUCCGAAAAGGCUGUCUAUCAGGCAGUGGAGCGACUAACUGGUGCUCAGUUCCAACGACCUCCCCUCAUCUCGGCCGUCAAGCGUCAGUUACGAGUGCGGACUGUGUAUGAGUCCAAGCUGUUAGAGUUCAACAAGAAAACCAACAUGGGAAUCGUGUGGGUGAGUUGCGAGGCCGGGACCUACGUGCGGACAUUGUGCGUUCAUUUUGGGCUCCUCAUCGGUACUGGAGGCAUCAUGCAGGAACUACGAAGGGUUCGCUCUGGCAUCCAGAGUGAGAAGAAGGGAAUGGUAACGUUGCACGACGUCCUAGAUGCGCAGUGGAUGUGGGAAAACCACAGGAAUGAGUCAUACCUGCGGAGGGUCAUCCGACCUCUAGAGUGCCUUCUGGUGUCGCAUAAGCGCAUUGUUAUGAAAGACUCUGCGGUGAAUGCCGUCUGCUAUGGAGCCAAGGUGAUGCUUCCGGGUGUUUUACGCUUUGAGGAUGGUAUAGAACUCAACGAGGAGAUAGUCAUCAUGACGGCCAAAGGGGAAGCAAUCUGUUUAGGUAUUGCACUGAUGACGACAGCGACAAUAGCGACCUGUGACCACGGAGUGGUUGCCAAGAUCAAACGUGUCGUCAUGGAAAGGGACACGUACCCUAGAAAGUGGGGUCUGGGGCCAAAUGCAAUAAAGAAGAAAGCUUUAAUCAAGGAGGGCAAACUGGACAAACAUGGUCGUCCAAACGAAAAUACCCCACAGUGGUACCAAGAGGGAGCGACAGAAAGGCCAGAAGCAGAGAGUGGCAAGAAGAAGCCUUUGAUCGAAGUUGUUGAAGAGGAGGAGGGGGAAGGAUCUGUGGAGUUGCCCGUCAAGCAUGAAAAGAAGAAGAAGAAGAAAAAGGAAGAGAGGGAGGAGGAGGAAGAGUUGCCCAGCAAGCAUGAAAAGAAGAAGAAAAAGAAGGAGGAGGAAGAGUUGCCUACCAGUCACGAAAAGAAGAAGAAGAAAAAGAAAGACAAGCACAAAGAGGCUGAACAAUCGGAAUGAAAUUCUUCUAUGUACAUGGAAUUUGUUGGCCUUUUUGUUUUCUUCAAGCUGCGGUGCAUCUUUCAUAAUAAAUACUACAUCCAAGUG
Molecule: messenger RNA, 1714 nt
Organism: Ornithodoros turicata
Lineage: Eukaryota; Metazoa; Arthropoda; Arachnida; Ixodida; Argasidae
Gene: Nop60B
Product: H/ACA ribonucleoprotein complex subunit 4-like
Exons: 15
Coding region: 122-1627 (501 amino acids)
Biological process (GO): mRNA pseudouridine synthesis; snRNA pseudouridine synthesis; rRNA pseudouridine synthesis
Cellular component (GO): box H/ACA snoRNP complex
Molecular function (GO): RNA binding; pseudouridine synthase activity
Source: RefSeq, a predicted model, not a curated record